UGUCCGGUAGAGUUUACACCUUCCCUUCCUUUUCAAUUUUAUGUUACCCGGAAGAAAGUACCGUGUAUUUUAAGUACAGGUGUAGUGUCAACGUGGUGUCCGGCGUCUGGGCCCCCAUAUGAUACACGAGAAGGGUUCAUCCAGAGCUGAUAUCUUUUCCGUGUGCUAACAUACAGUAGGCCUAUAGUCUACAGCACAGAUGCACACAGAGCAGCACAGAGAAUAACUUUUAAAUCUAUAAGCUGUAAGAUGAUGAAGACAAGAAGUGGCAAAACUUUAUCUGAGAAUGGUGAGGGUGUCCCGUUGAAAACAGAUAACAACAAUGACAAACAGAUGAACAGAACAUUCUACAUCAUUUUCUUCUCUCUUAUCCUUGACCUGCUGGCAUUCACCGUGAUUCUACCGCUACUUCCAUCAUUAUUGGAGCAUUACAGUCACCAUGAUGAGUCUGGACUUUACUCAGCCAUAAAAAAUAGUGUGUCAAGUUUUCGGAACUUUGUUGGGGCACCAGACACGGCUAGAUGGAAUUCUGUUUUGUUUGGAGGUCUGAUAGGUUCACUGUUCUCGAUGUUACAGUUCCUGACUUCACCAAUUAUAGGAGCAGCAUCAGAUGUUUACGGAAGAAGACCUUUGAUGCUGAUCUGCCUGAUUGGCAUCUCUUUUUCCUAUGUUCUGUGGGCAUUGUCUCAGUCUUUCUUGCUCUUUGUAAUUGCGAGAAUCUUUGGAGGGAUCAGCAAAGGCAAUGUCAGCUUGUGCACUGCUAUUGUGACGGAUGUGUCGACCCCUCAGAAACGUGGAAAGGGAAUGGCAUUGAUAGGAAUAGCGUUUUCCAUUGGAUUUGUAUUUGGUCCCACUAUUGGAGCUGCCUUCUCCCGACUCAACCGGGAAGAAGGGAACAGCGUGUUCUUUGUGAUGCCAGCCCUGUUUGCUCUCGUCCUGUCUGUCGCUGAUUUUGCCUUCAUGUACCUCUAUCUGUCGGAGACAUUGCCUUCCAACAAACGAUUGAAGUCCAAACGAUUUCUGUCUCAAGCUGCUGAGUACAUCAACCCCUUGUCGCUGUUCAGGUUUUCUUCGGUCAGCAAGCUCUCAGCCAAUGAGUCAACUGCUGUUCAGAGUAUUGGAUCAAUCUACUUCAUAUAUCUGUUCAUCUACUCUGGUCUGGAGUUUACUUUGCCUUUCCUCAUGCACAAUCGUUUUGAGUACACCAGUAUGCAACAAGGCAAAAUGUUUUUCUUCAUCGGUACUGUCAUGGCACUUGUCCAAGGUGGCUACACAAGACGAGUCACCUCUGGCAAAGAGGCCAAAACUGCCAUGCGGGGCAUCUUAAUUCUCAUUCCAUCCUUUAUCUUGAUGGCUUUUGUCACCAACACAGUUCUGAUGUAUACAGCACUCACUUUGUUUUCGUUUGCAUCAGCCACGGUGGUUCCAUGCAUGACCACCCUCAUCUCAACCUACGGUGGCGACGAUGAGAAGGGAACCAUAAUGGGCAUCUUCAGGUCUCUGGGUGCUCUGUCCCGUGCUGUUGGCCCGGUCUUGGCUUCCACAGUAUACUGGUGUUUUGGUGCCCAUGUUUGCUACAUCAUGGGUGCAGUUUUCCUGAUUAUACCACUGGCUCAGAUAGCGAAACAACAGCAUUGCAGCAAACCUGAAUAGACAGCAUAAUUGGUUACACGCAUGGGUUAAUAUUAAUUUUCCAUUUAUUUUGAAGAAAAUGUAGUGUAAUAUCAUGUCUAGAAAAGACUUUGAUGCUUUAAAGGCAGACGUCAAUUUAUUUUAAGUCAGUUUUGGAGAAAAUUUGUUUUUAACACUUUCAUGUUGAAGAUAUCUAUGGAGGAAUACAGAAAGAAAUGUAAUAAGAUUCAUCUGUUGAGUAUGAUUAUGUUUAUGACUUUAAAAUAUAGAGGGUUACUUUUCUAUUAUUUUGCUAUGCUAGAUUUGUUCUUGAUGGAAGAUUUAAUUUUUUGUUGCCAUUGAGGAUGGUUUUACUGUGGCACUAAUGCAGAGCUGACAUGGCUUGUUUUUUUUGUUUUUUUUGUUUUUUGUUUUUUAUCAUUUAUCAUUGAAUAUUUCAAUUUCAAACCAUACAGUAAAAUGUGAUUGAUUGUAUUUUUACCAUAUAUAAUUUGAUACAUAUAUAUAAGCAAAAACAAAAUAUAUGCAAAGUUGAACUUAGUCAUGUAAACAGAAUGUAGUAAGUUAUUUACACUAGGUAAUGAUACUAUUCAACAUUUCACUCAGAUGGUAAACUGCUCUGAAUACUGAAAAAAGAGAGUUGGCAUGAAUUGAUUUGGGGGGGGGGGGUGUACAUGCCCACAUGCAACAGACACCUUCUUUGGCUAAACUAAUUUAUUGGUAAUUAAUACUUAAUAUAGAUCCAUUGUCAAAAUACAGGUGCCAAUCAUGGCCAUGAGUGAACUCCACUCAAUUAAGUGAGGCCAUGGUAAUGUCUAAAAACUUAUCCUUAGUGGGUACAUCCAGAAGACGUCUUGAGAGAACUUGAACAAAUGGGUGACCGGAAGAAACCAGGGUAAUCAUGCUGGGUUUUUUUUUAGAACAUCCAAACAGAGAAAUAAGUGGCGAACCAUGACUGCUCUUUUUUUUCAUUAUAUUCAGAUCUUGCACUUUAAGAAAGUGUUCUUAACUGUUGGGACAAUCAGUCUGUGAAUUAUCAGGUCAUGUGAUUGUGAUAUGGUUGUCGUUGAGAGAUCACUAUAUUUUUUUAAAGUGAGACUUGCCAGUUGUCCUUCACUACUUGAGUACCAGGCCACUGCCUUAUUCCCAGGGGCCUUCUGAAAGAAUCCCAGUUUGAAAUUUACAGAAUCAAUUUAUGUUUCAAGCACGCAAAAAAAAAAAGAGGUGACUCUGAAUACUUAUUGUCAUACUGCCUUUUUUUAAUCUCCCUGAAUCAGCAAGAUAGCAACGCUUUGAAGGAGUAAUCUCAAAACUUGAAAGUGGAGCUUUGACAAGUUGAAAAUUCACUUGUUCAAAAUGACACCAAAUUUGCACUGUACAAGUGGAAAGGGAAAACUGCUAGGCUUGUUGAGAAGGAAGGUGUGAGUUGAACAAAAAGAAAACACAAUUGUAGCAAUUGGUCACAGUCAGGUCAGUCUGCGCUGCUCUGUUUAUAUUCAUUUGUGUAGUAGCGUAUGAUGUGUUGCUUUGUUAAUUGCCAUGAUGAAAAUCAAAUUUCAUGAGAAAAUACAAACUAGAUUCUACUGGUGCUUUCAUUUUGUCUAAAUACUAUUGAUAGCAGGAAUUCGAAUUCUGGGUUGUACAGUAUGUUAAGUAAUGAGUUUGUCCAAAGUCUGGUCGAAAUGACUUAUUGGGAUCAAACACUUGCUUUCUGGUGUUGGUAUACUGCACCUUAGCCAAGAUAAGCACAAGGCUUUCUCUUUCCAAAGUUUGAUAGACAAUAACAGUUGCAAACUAGGUAAGUCUGAAUAAGAUCAAGUUUUAUUUUUGCCUGAAAAGAUCACUUGGAAACCCUCUUGCAUUAUGUUUUAAUGUUUUGCAAGUUUGCACAGUGAAGACUGAAAUAAAACACUGAUGCCAAAGGUGUAUACAGGUAUCUGUUUUAUGGCACCCUUAACACUUGCAUACAGUUUUCUUUAAAAGGAGAAAUAUCAGACUUACUUGGUUUGUCAUCAUUGCUACCCUCGACAUACUGUUAUCACUUCACUGGAGGCUUUUGUACUUGAACAAACAAUAUACAUGUAGUACAACGUGAGCUUAAGACGUGUAUAUUCAUAGUAACAAACAAUUGGCAAGUUCCAUUACUAUAACGUCUUCAAGACUGUGAUUAUGAAUUUCUAUAAUUUUUGAGUUAACACAAUAUGUUUUCCUUAGUUUUUCUAACUUAAAAGUGUUGAGAAAGAAAUUCUGACAGGAAAGAUGAUAGAAUGUGUGAUAAAUUUUUGCAGUGCCUUUUAACUUUGCGUGCUAUGGUCAUCAGCAACUGUUGAAAAUUAAUUAUGUUCAUGCUGUGUCUUCUAAAUGGAAGUCAUAACAAGUAUAUUUUCUCAAAUUGUGUGUACUGGAUACCAUUCUUUUCUGUUUUUAAGAAAGUUACUUUGCACUGUCAAUUUUAUUUUAUUUGGUGGUACUCAUUUUAUUUGACCACAUUUUGAGAUUUAAGUUUUGAUCGUCUUCAGGAUAAAGACGAUAAUUGCCUUAUAACAUGUUUUGUGUUCUUUAGCUUUAUUUUGGCUUCCAAGUGAUGUUGCAUCUGUUUGGGAAAGGUUUGAACGUGAACAAUGAGAAAUAUUAAUUGAUUUUUUUUUUCCUUUCUUUUUUGUUAUUAUUGUGGUGAAGGUUUUUUGUAUUGAUUGUUGGAUCCAGUUGAUUGUAUGUCUUUCCACUUCUUCUGAAGAGGUUUUGUAUCGACAUUUCUUAAAGUUAAGAUCAAUUAUUUGUGAUACUGAAUCAGUGAUAAGCUGUUAGGGUAAGUGAUCCAGUAGUCAUCAUUUUUGUAGUACAAAUUCUGACUUGUAAAAUAUUUUGCUGAAUAUCCUGAGUUUUUUGGGGUUUUUUUAAACUUUUAUAUUUAAAAAACUACAGUUGAUAUUAGAAAAUUGAUAUUUGCUCGGACAUCAAAAAUUGCACCAUAUUAUGAUAAGUUUGCACUUUCUUCAGUAGCACAAAUCACUUAAGGCACUCUAGACUUGCCAAGAGAAAAUUAUGCUUUAUAUAUAUCAUCUUACAAGUUAAUCUUCUGAUCAAAAUCUUUUAUGACUUUAUGUAUUUGUCUUGUUUUUGUAUAGAUUUAUUCAAGCAUUACUUUUUAGCUGCAUUUUUUAUAUCAUAUUUGGAUCAAAGUUUAAUGAGGAACAUUUUGAGAUGUUUCUGCAUGAUGAUUUACAUGAAAUAAAGUGAAAAUAAUUAUAAACAGCACAGAUAGCAUAUGUGUCUAUAUAGCUUGACACCCAGUGAGAUAAAUGAAAUGUUUCAUGUGAAUUGUCUUCCUGUCGUGCCAAUGUUGAACAUUUCAUUCAUUUUAGGCCUAUAAUUUCUGAAUGGGAAGAUCUCUUUAUUUGUAGUAGUGCUGGUUAAAAGGUUCAUUAAACAAGUUGAUUGAAGUUAUUGGACUGCAAAGCUAGUAUUUGUUUCAUUCUUAUGAAUUUGAUGUAUUCCAUAAUUCACUCAGUAUGCCAUGACAUGCAAAUGCUUUGAUAAAAACUCCAUUGCAAAAUACUUUAUAAAAAAUGCAUCCAUUGUUAUAAAAUAGAUUAUUUCCGUAAAAUUUAGAAAUCAAAACAUGCCUUUAAUAAAUAAUGAAAAAUGACGUGAUAUAGGUGUUUUAUGAACAGUUUUUAGAAUCAAAGCAAACAGCAGAAAGUCUUUGAAGAUAUUGUGAUUUAUUGUAGAAUGUGUUCAUUCUGUGAUAUUCAUUUCAUGAUAUCAUUUUCGUUUAUGUGGUUUUAUUUUCCCAAUUUGUCCUUCGAUGUUAGAUAUGACAACAAGCCAAGUUACUUUGGCACAUAAGUGUAGGCUCCAGAACAGCUGUCUGUGAGUGGGUUACAGGUGGAGCUGCUUAGCAUUAAUCUGUUCUUUUAUCUUUUAAAUAAAAUCUGUAACUACUGGAAAGAUUAACUUUGUAAUGUUGAACCCAUCACGUUUGAACUGAAUGUAAAGAAUGUAUUUGAGAAAGUCAUCAUAUAUUAACUAAAGAGAUGUAUUAUUUUCAGAACGAAUUUGACGAAUGUGUGGUAAAUUGUAUGUGACAUACAUAUCAUGUCUGCAUUUUAUCAGAGUCCCCGUUGUUGCUAUUUAAAUGUGUUGUUUGUUUUCACUAUAGAGACAAAUCUCAUGACUUCCAAGAUAUGGGUUAAUUCUCAUGUUUUCAUAAUUGUAUGAGCGAGAAACGGGGAGAGUGAGAGAGAGAGGAGGAGGAACAGAAGAAGAAUUUUUUUUUCAUAUUACAACAAAGCCAGAUUAUUAAAUCACCAACUGUUCCUUUAUUUGCCUUGAAAAAGGGGGAGUUUAUUGAUACUCCUUGUUUUCCUUUAACUUAUUACUAUGAUUUUUUUUGUUUUUACAAAAAGAAGAAUGACCUUGAGCAGAAGGAUUGCUUGUCAAAACUCUAAGAAGAGGUCCACCUUUCAGCAGUGUUGUACUUAGUUAACUUUUAAGACCAAGACAUCAAGUUCCAGGAGUGUGUGUAUAAAAAAUAGCACGCAUGGCAAGUACUGUUGUUUCUCUUCCUCUGCUUGAACAAGUGUGUUUGGUUGUUGAGAUGCGGCAGGUGGGAACACAUGUUUCACUGCACGCGUGCACAGACACACACACACUCACACACACACAUUCAAAUAACCCACGACCCAGACCCUGACUGCCAUACCCUUGACUCCAAGAUAUAUCUGUGCAGAAUCCUCAUGGGAAUAAAAUAUUUAGUGAAAAAAUAUUGGAAACAGUCCUAAAAUAAAGCAUAAUGUAUAUAUGAAAAUUCUAAAUCCAAGCUUUAUAGAUUGUAUUGCUGUAUUCAUAUAAUAUCAAAUCUAAAGACUUUAGUCGAAAGCAAUUUCUAAGUUUAGUGUAAAAGUUUGAAGCAUGCGUAUGGCAUCGGUAGCCUUGUGGUUUGGCUGCUUGACGAGCAAUUGUAAAGUCGCUGGUUCUAAUCCAGGUCCAGAUUGAAUGUCGAGUCCUUUGGAAAAACACUUUUUACAGUUUCCCACACUUCUCUCAUGUCAGAGCGGGCACCUGCUAAAGACAGUGAUAGUGAUAGAUCCUGUCAGCAUGUCAAUUGGCAGCUUGCACAGAAUGAUUUAGAAUGUUUUAUUGUAAAGCCCAUGAGGCCAACUUUUGAGCAGGGAUGUGUGCUUUAUAAAUGCAAUUAUUGCAUGUAUUAUUGUUAUUUUUAUUAUUCUUGUUUGCUGCUGACUAAAGAUACCACAUGGUUUAGAAGUUAUGUUGUGUUAUCACUCAUUGACCUUACUUUAUACAAACCACCUUUUUUUAAAAAAUUAACGAAUGUUUUACGCCCCGACAAGCACAAAGUUGGAUCAUUUAGGAGGCGGACUUCAUACCUGCCUGUGAGAGCCAAUCAGGGCUGAAUUGGAUACCACAUCCCAGCAGAAAGACCAAGAUACAUUUGAACUCGAUAAGAAUUCUCCCCGUACAGGAAUCAAACUCAGGUCUUCUGCAUAUAAUGACAGAGAACCUUAUCACUACAUCAAAGAUGCCGGUCCUUUCAACAAAUAUGUUUAUGGUGUGUGAAUGGGCUAGUUUUGAACAAAGGGACCCCUUGUAUUGGGAUUGAAAUAUUGUUGUUAUGCUUCUGCAGAUUUUUUUUUCAUUUUCUUCAUGUAUCAGAUCUAUUAAAAAAUCUACACCUGUUUUACAUGAAAAAAUAUUUCUUUACUUUUACUUUUUUCAUGUAUAUCACCACUUGUGUGGGAGCAAAUAAUUUCCAUGUUUUUAAAAAAUAAUUUUUUCACGAUUGUGGUACUUAAAUGCAUUAAGUAGCAAAAAGUACCCGCUAGCACCAUUUUCUUCUAACGUUGUAGUAUACACUUUUCCCUUGACACUUUUCAGUCCAUAGUUUAUGUAAGUUUCUUCUUGUCAUACCUGGCUAUGGUAUACAUGUAUUCUUUUAAAGCAUAUUUACUCUUCCGUAUGAUAUUCAGAACUGGAUGAACAUGAUUUAUAAUAAUGUGUGUCUGAGACUCUCAAUCUUCUUUACCUCUUUUUUUCAACUCAGAAUUUAUCUGUAUGAGAUGUUUUUGUAACUUUUUUCUCUGUUGUCUGAUUUUUUAUUCUCGUUAGGUUUAUAUUAGGUUGCUCAUCUGCAGGGGUACGUGUAUCUCCCCGUUUAAAUUCAGUAUUUUUAGACUGGAAAUUCACAUCAUUGUUCUGUUUGUGAUAUGAUUUUUCCUUUCUUUCUAACCAAGUCCCGAUCUCAGGCGGUGUUGCUUCUUUUCUCUUUCUCUUUAAUCUCAAUUCCUGUCAAAUGUCCCAUAGUGUUUUUGAGUGUUCAGGCUGCCACUGUUUAAACAAAGGCGUUUGUGGUGUAGAUAUUUAGGGCUUCACUGUCUCAUGCAGGUGGCUUGAAUUUGAUUCCCAUGUGGGGAGAAUUUUUAUAGAGUAUUUCAGUCUUUCUACUGGGAAUACUGGGAUUUUGUAUCCUGACGACAGGCCUGGUCGAAGCCUUCCUGCUAAAUUAUCUAAAUUCUUUUGAAAAUAUUCCUUUACGAAGCCAUGUGAUUCUCCUUGUUAGUUUUUGUUUAAAACCUAUCAACCCAGUGACUGAUCGUUUUACAGGUAGAGUACUUGGUUCUGUAGUGAGGGUAUUGGAAAUAGCAGGAAAAGGAAAAACUAUAGAGGCUAUACAACAAGAAAAUACCUGAGAUCUAUGCAUACUCUCAGUGCACAUGUUCAUAUGCGAUAUUUUCCAGAAACUUAAAAUGGAAUGCUGCUGAUUUUUAGACACUGUCAGAACUGUGUGAUGAAUUGACCAGCUGGUCUAAAAAAGUGUCCUGUGUCGAGAGAGUGCCAUCUCUGAAGAUGUUGAUGUUUUCCUGCUUAGUGUUUUCAGUUAUUCUGGUUCCUAUCCUUAAAUUCGUGUUCGUUUUAUCACCUCUCUUUCUUGAUCAGAUAUAUCAUUUAUUCUGAAAUAGAUGUGGAUCUUGUAUUAUUGUGUUUGAAGACAGAAAAUAGAUUUGAAAUACUAAGUACAAGUACAA
Messenger RNA from Aplysia californica (California sea hare), 8678 nucleotides. Its product is annotated as major facilitator superfamily domain-containing protein 10. Gene Ontology annotation, molecular function: transmembrane transporter activity. The record is from RefSeq and is a predicted model, not a curated record. The transcript is spliced from 14 exons. Bases 250 to 1653 code for a protein of 467 amino acids. Gene Ontology annotation, biological process: transmembrane transport. Lineage: Eukaryota; Metazoa; Mollusca; Gastropoda; Aplysiida; Aplysiidae. Gene Ontology annotation, cellular component: brush border membrane.